Phyllostomus discolor (pale spear-nosed bat) is the source of this 2436-nucleotide messenger RNA. It is a transcript of the gene ZDHHC13, whose product is annotated as zinc finger DHHC-type palmitoyltransferase 13. Gene Ontology annotation, molecular function: protein binding; palmitoyltransferase activity. The transcript is spliced from 17 exons. NCBI's taxonomy places the organism in Eukaryota, Metazoa, Chordata, Mammalia, Chiroptera, Phyllostomidae. Gene Ontology annotation, cellular component: Golgi membrane. Gene Ontology annotation, biological process: protein palmitoylation. The record is from RefSeq and is a predicted model, not a curated record. Bases 133 to 2001 code for a protein of 622 amino acids.
CGAGCGGAGGCUGCUGCAGAGGCUGGGCCGGGAGCAGGAAGUGGGAUACCGGCGACUCCAGGCGGGCUGGGGAGUGGGUUGGAGAGCUGGCUGCCUUCGCCACUUAGCCGAGUCGCCACCGUCACUGGGAAGAUGGAGGGGCCUGGUCUGGGCUCGCAGUGCAGGAAUCACAGCCAUGGCCCCCACCCUGCAGGAUUUGGUCGACACGGAGUCUGCGCACAUGAAAACAAAGAACUUGCCAAGGCGAAAGAAGUUCUUCCUCUUAUAGAGGACUCUAGUAACUGUGACAUUGUUAAAGCUACCCAAUACGGGAUUUUUGAACGAUGUAAAGAGUUGGUAGAAGCAGGAUAUGAUGUCAGGCAACCAGACAAAGAAAAUGUGUCGCUUCUUCAUUGGGCCGCCAUUAACAACAGGCUGGAUCUUGUAAAGUAUUAUAUUUCAAAAGGUGCUGUGGUAGAUCAAUUGGGUGGAGAUUUAAAUUCAACUCCUCUUCACUGGGCCAUCAGACAAGGGCAUUUACCUAUGGUCAUAUUAUUACUGCAGUACGGUGCAGACCCCACUCUCAUCGACGGGGAAGGGUUCAGCAGCAUCCACCUGGCGGUGUUAUUCCAGCACAUGCCCAUCAUAGCAUAUCUCAUCUCAAAGGGACAGAGUGUGAAUAUGACAGACGUGAACGGGCAGACGCCUCUCAUGUUAUCCGCACACAAAAUACUCGGGCCAGAACCAACUGGAUUUCUUUUAAAGUUUAAUCCUUCCCUCAAUGUGGUUGAUAAAAUACAGCAGAACACCCCGCUUCACUGGGCAGUGGCGGCAGGAAAUGUCACUGCAGUUGAUAAGCUUUUGGAAGCUGGUGCUAGCCUGGAUAUCCGAAAUGUUAAGGGAGAGACACCUCUCGAGAUGGCUCUACAAAAUAAAAAUCAGCUCAUUGUUCACAUGCUGAAAACAGAAGCCAAAAUGAGAGCCAACAAAAAGUUCACACUUUGGAGGUGGCUGCAGAAAUGCGAACUCUUCCUGCUGCUGAUGCUUUCUGUGAUUACCAUGUGGGCUGUUGGAUUCAUAUUGGACUUCAAUUCAGAUUCUUGGCUUUUAAAAGGAUGUCUUCUAGUAACAUUGUUUUUUCUGACAUCUUUGUUUCCAAGGUUGCUGGUCGGGUAUAAGAACCUUGUAUACUUACCGAUGGCCUUCCUGCUAAGUUCCAUUUUCUGGAUGUUUGUGACUUGGUUCAUCUUAUUCUUUCCUCAUCUCGCAGGCACUCCUUUCUAUUUUGCUUUUAUUCUCAGCAUAAUAGGCUUCCUCUACUUCUUCUACAAGACUUGGGCAACGGAUCCAGGCUUCACUAAGGCUUCUGAAGAAGAAAGGAAAAUGAACAUCAUCACCCUCGCAGAGACGGGCUGUCUGGACCUCAGGACAUUCUGUACAUCAUGUCUUGUGAGGAAGCCAUUAAGGUCACUCCAUUGCCCUGUGUGCAACUCCUGUGUCGCUCGAUACGAUCAGCACUGCCUCUGGACUGGACGCUGCAUAGGUUUCGGCAACCAUCGCUAUUACAUAUUCUUCUUAUUUUUCCUUUCCAUUGUGUGUAACUGGAUUAUAUAUGAAUCUUUCAUGUAUUGGUCAAAUCAUUGUGCCACAACAUUCAGAGAAGAUGGACUGUGGACCUACCUCAAUCAGAUUGUGGCUUGCUCCCCUUGGGUUUUAUAUAUCUUCAUGCUAGCAGUCUUCCAGUUCUCAUGGUCAACGUUUUUAUUAUUGAAUCAGCUCUUUCAGAUUGCUUUUCUGGGCCUGACCUCCCACGAGAGAGCCAGCCUGCUGAAGCAGAGCAGGCACAUGAAACAGCCGUUGUCCCUCAGGAGGACGCCAUACAACCUGGGGUUCACACGGAACCUCGCGGAUUUCUUCCAGUGUGGCUGCUUCGGCUUGGUGAAGCCCUCCGCCGUAGACUGGACGGCCCAGUACACCAUGGUCUUUCACCCAGCCAAGGAGAAAGUGCUUCGCUCGGUGUGAAGCAAAGCAACUCCAAGCUCUCCGAUUUGUUUGUGUUUGUGUUCACACCCUGGUGUAAAAAUGAAGAUGCAGAGUUCACCUAAGCCCAGAGGAAAACACAGGUGGUUUUUAAAGCCAUUUGGUGAAAACAGUUCUUGAUAAAGGCAUUAUACUUUUUUUAGAUUUAGCCACAGCAAUCUUGGCAAACAUCUAAAAAAUUUUUUUAUAUUUUUUGCAAAUGCAAGUUACUUUGGGGGGGUGAUAAUAUUCACUAAUUAUGGAUAAAAUGUGGUAUUUUCAGAUACUUUAUUGGCUGUUUCAAAAUAGUACUGUUCUUUCAACUUGUCAUUUUUGAUAAAUUAUUUGUUUUUGUUUUAUCUAUAAAUAUGUAAAAAUAUUUAAAUAGACAUACUGUUUUGCCUUCACACUUAAUAAAAAUCUUUUUGUAGUUCUGUA